Messenger RNA from Plutella xylostella (diamondback moth), 819 nucleotides. NCBI's taxonomy places the organism in Eukaryota, Metazoa, Arthropoda, Insecta, Lepidoptera, Plutellidae. The record is from RefSeq and is a predicted model, not a curated record.
AUGGGCAAGAAAAAAGGAAAGAAAGGAGAAAAAGGCGGAAAAGACAAGAAAGGCAAAAAGAAAGGUAAGGAGAAGACACCACCACCACCGCCGCCGCCGCCGCCGCCACCACCACCCGACCCCUUCGCUGAUCUACGGCAGAAGUUUCUGCCCCCGUCCGCUCCAAAUUCCGCGCCAAAUUCCGCCCCACCGUCCGCCCCCCCAUCCGCCCCAUCAUCCGCCCCGCCGUCAGCACCCACCAGCCGCAGAGGCAGCACCACCAGCACUCGCUCCACGGCAUCCACCGACACCGGCACUUCCACUAGCACAGGCGACAGCAGUGGCAGCGAGAGUCUCUCCAGCAAGACACCACCCACCCCGGAACAGAAGCCAUCAGCUAUGAAACCUCCCGACUCAGCUAAGCCAGCUCCACCGUCUGCUGACUCUUCUAAGCCUGAAACUGCAACACCAUCGCCUAUGUCUGAAUCACCAAAGAUUCCGACACCGGUAGCUGAGCCUCCGAAACCUGCUGCAUCAGAGCCUCCCAAACUUGCUGCUGCAGCCGAUGACAAGCCGCCUCCGGUAGCAGUGACGGAAGCGGCUCCAAAACUUCCUGAUGCUCCAAAGGGUGCUAUGAAAUCUGCAUCUAAGCCACCAGAGGCAAAUGUACCAGAAGCAAAGGCACCCGAAGCUGAAACAAAAACUGCAGACAAACCAGCUGACGCCAAGCCACCAGAAAGUGAUACUAAACCUGCAGACAAGCCACCUGAAGCCAAACCGCCUGAUGCUAAGCCUGAGGCACCUGCUCCUGACCCCAAGCCAACAGAAAAACCUACAUAA